AUGUCAGCCACUGCAUACACUCCUCAACUUCAGAUUGAUAACUCUGGAUUUGGAGCUAUCGUUGGGCUAUCCAAUGGUGUAUAUCCUGCUGCUCAAACUACGAGCGUCUACGCCAUCAAUAGCAACGUCACGCCAAUGGUAGAUCCAGUCGCUGCUGUAAUUCAAUGGAAGGAUGAAUAUGAAGUCAAGGAGCCAAGGAAAACAACCACUUCGAAGACGUUUGAGCUUUCUACACUUGAUCAAGAUUUCGAAUUGACAUUCAAGUCUGAGCGGAAGUUGGCAACACUAACUCAGCUGGUGGAAUUAACUGGUCGAACAAUUGACGACAUGCGUUCAGCCAUGGUUGAUACAUCAUUUGAGAUCGAUGAGCUUGAGUAUUGGGCGGAGAAGUAUCUAGUGAUCGAGAACAAGCCCAGUCGUGACUUUGAUUUAAAUUUCAGUACUUUCGAGAAGAUGUUGAAAACUACCAACUUCGAGUCUCUUCAUUUGCUGAAACGAUUUGUGCUCUACUUCAUCCACGAGUUCUACGUCUUCGAAGGAUCCGAUAUCACCUACUACAAGUGA
This is a messenger RNA of Phytophthora nicotianae INRA-310, 564 nucleotides long. RefSeq lists its product as hypothetical. The transcript is spliced from 2 exons. Bases 1 to 564 code for a protein of 187 amino acids. Lineage: Eukaryota; Oomycota; Peronosporomycetes; Peronosporales; Peronosporaceae. The record is from RefSeq and is a predicted model, not a curated record.